UGGGGCCGGGCAAGUUUGUUACUCAAGUUUGGUGCCCCGAGGUCCCCGCGGCCGUCGCGCAGGUGCCCUCUGCAGGGGUCGGGAUGGAGCUUCCGGCCGUGAACCUCAAGGUGAUUCUCCUGGCUCACUGGCUGCUGACAACCUGGGGCAGCAUCGUGUUUGGGGGCCCCUACUCCUGGGCCAACUUCACCGUCCUGGCCUUGGGCGUGUGGGCCGUGGCACAGCCGGACUCCGUGGACGCAAUAAGCAUGUUUCUGGGGGGCCUGCUGGCCACCAUCUUGCUGGAUAUCAUCCACAUCAGCGUCUUCUACCCACGGAGCAGCAUGUCGGACACGGCUCGCUUCAGCGCCGGCAUGGCCGUCCUCAGCCUGCUGCUCAAGCCCUUCUCCUGCUGCCUGGUGCACCACAUGUACCGUGAGCGCGGGGGUGAGCCCCACUUCCACUCUGACUUCCUUGGGCCUUCUCGGGAGCGCAGUGCCUACCAGACAAUUGAGUCCACAGAACGGCCUGCAGACCCCUUCUCAGGCCCGGAUGCCAGGGGUCCAGACGCCUGAGGGUACUGAAGCUGGCCUCCUGCCCUGGCCCUGCCCAGGCUACAUCACCGCCCUGGUACCUGGGAGGUCCUGGGGAUACCUCUGACCUUCCUUACUAGACCUAAGAUGGAAUUGUCUUCCUCUCCCCAUCUCAGGGGCUGCUGAAUCCUGUGCGUGAGGGCCCAGGAUCCCCAUGGCUUCCCAGUCCCAUGGACUCAACAGUCCUCACUCUGAGGCCUGCUGUCCCUCCAGAGCACCCCACUGGUCCCCAUGCUGGAACCGUGACCUCUUUUUUUCUCCUCCCACCCCACAGUUGCACCGUGUAGGCCUCAGGCCCAGGUGUUCCUGAGUGUGGCUGGGAUGACCCCUCCCCGACCUGCCCCAGUUGGUCCCGCCCUUCGGCCCAAGUUCUGGGAGCAGCUGGCAUGGGAGUGAGGUCCCUGUGCUUCUCACUGCCUGGGGGCCCAGGCCUGGACUCCAGAGGACCUGCCACAGCCUGUAGCCGCCUUCUCAGAGCUGUAGCAUUAAAGUUCGGGGAUUCCAUGACUGGGCUGCGUCCUGAGCCAUGUUCUAUUUCCUGGCUGAGUAGGUUCCUGGCUUGCCCUUUCUGGGACAGUUUUUCCCAUGAGUCCCUGGGGAACCCCGGACUGAACUGCCCAGUUGACCCGAUAUGGCCGGAGGGAGCAGGGGCUCCCACUGGGCCUGCCUUGUUGCCAGUGCCAUAGCCGAGGAGGCCAAGGUCAGCGUGACACGUGUGUCCUCUCUGUGACUCUCAGGUUGUUAGGCAGAAAGCUGUCAUUAGCAGGCUAGAGACUGGCAGCUGCCGGCUGAUUGCAAAGCCAAGUCUUGAUGUUUUCUUUGCUUCACUUUCUUGAUCAUUAGCUGUGGAUAAGCUUCAGCUCACAAGGACAAAACCUCCCAAGAGUGCUGCUAAGGUCCAGGGCCAUGGAAAGUCCAGGCUGGGUGAGGGGUUAGAAAAAUCUCAAGGUGUCCAACUAAACAGAGCCAUCUGCCUAGAAAGUAGACCGGGACUUCCUUCUCUGCAUUAGGUAAACGGCCUGUUUUAUCUGAACGAACAAAGACCUGGGAAGAAGGAAAGCAUAUCCCUUAAAAGACCCAGUUACCUGAAUGCAACCUGAGACCUUAUUCAGUGCCGCUGCCAUCUUGGCGCUUGCCCACCUUCCUGUUUGAAGGUGCAUUCUCUCUUGCUUGCUCUGCAAAUCUGUUUUGCAAUAAACACUACUUGCACUC
Messenger RNA from Fukomys damarensis (Damara mole-rat), 1784 nucleotides. It is a transcript of the gene Agtrap, whose product is annotated as angiotensin II receptor associated protein. Lineage: Eukaryota; Metazoa; Chordata; Mammalia; Rodentia; Bathyergidae. The transcript is spliced from 5 exons. Gene Ontology annotation, cellular component: plasma membrane. Bases 84 to 554 code for a protein of 156 amino acids. The record is from RefSeq and is a predicted model, not a curated record. Gene Ontology annotation, biological process: regulation of blood pressure; angiotensin-activated signaling pathway.